This is a messenger RNA of Diaporthe batatas, 1263 nucleotides long. RefSeq lists its product as uncharacterized. The record is from RefSeq and is a predicted model, not a curated record. The coding region runs from base 1 to 1263 and encodes 420 amino acids. Gene Ontology annotation, molecular function: dioxygenase activity. NCBI's taxonomy places the organism in Eukaryota, Fungi, Ascomycota, Sordariomycetes, Diaporthales, Diaporthaceae. The transcript has 3 exons.
AUGCCUUUCGUCCUCUCAAAAGCUGCCAGGCAUCUGGCCACUCCCCUUGGGCGACCACUGGCCACUAGGGCCAUGGCCACAGUCCACAAUACCCACAUCCGUGACGCCGGAGCCACCAUGCCCCCUGGUCACAAGGCCACAGUGGGGAGCCUAGAGACGUUCGACCUCCCGGACCGUGUCACCGGAUCGCCCGGUGACAAGGCGAUGGGGCAAGCAAUUAUCAAGGCUUGGAAACGCGACGGCAUCUUCCAGAUCGCUAUGAAUAGCAAUCAACGGGAGAUCUACAAGUACGCAGAGAACGCCAGCAAAAAGUUCUUCGCAAAGCCCCACAAUGAGAAAGCCGCCUGCGUUGACUCACAAAGCUAUGCUGGAUACAUUGCUUCGGGUGAGGAGAUAACAGACGGCAUUGCGGACUACUCAGAGAUAUUCACCGUCACAAAAGAUCUUGACUUGGCGGAGCAUAGGGUGGCUAAGAAGUGGCCGUGCCAUGGGCCAUGCCCUUGGCCGGACGCGGAAAUGCGGGAUCCCAUGAAGUCUUACAUGAACUACCUCGGCGACUCUGGUGAGAAGCUCCUGGCUUUGACCGAGCUCGGCCUGGGUGUUCCCAAGGGCUCUUUGCUGCAGUACACACAGGACGGUUGGCACCACAUGAGGGUCCUACGGUUCCCUCCCACAAACAAGACGAACGGAAAGGGAAAAGCAGGCCGUGGUAUCGGAAGUCACACCGACUACGGUCUGCUGGUCAUUGCUGCUCAAGAUGAUGUCGGAGGACUCUUCAUCCGUCCCCCUUACCAAGGCGAGAAUUAUGCGAACUGGGAGAAGAGCGCCGCGGGAAUGAAGGAAGAUGACGAGGGCUGGGUUUACGUACCUCCCGUCGCUGAUACUUUCACAGUAUUCCCAGGUGACAUGAUGCAGUACAUGACCGACUCCUUCCUGCCAUCAACCCCUCACAAAGUCGGACUUAAUACAAGGGACCGCUUCGCUUUCGCUUAUUUCCAUGAGCCAAGCUUCCAGGCUGUCGUAAAGCCCCUGGAGGGAUACAACAAUGGCCAGAAGCCUCAAGAAGGCAUCCACUACGGAACACACUUCACCAACAUGUUCAUGCGGAACUACCCAGACCGCAUCACCACUCAGAGACUUCUCGCUGAGGAUCGCUACAAGCUUCUUGCACAACCUGAGCUUCGGACCAUGACAAGCCAGGCACUGGGCCAACAAGCGGCGAUGAGCGCAGCUAAAGGAUCGGCUGCCUUCAAAUAUUCCUAA